Molecule: messenger RNA, 303 nt
Organism: Trypanosoma theileri
Lineage: Eukaryota; Euglenozoa; Kinetoplastea; Trypanosomatida; Trypanosomatidae
Exons: 1
Coding region: 1-303 (100 amino acids)
Source: RefSeq, a predicted model, not a curated record
AUGUAUAUGAAAAGUUAUUAUCCAAUCCACUAUACUUCCAUUUCCCCUUCUUUAAAUAACUGUCCCAUUUCAUCAUUAUUAUUAUUGUUCCACACUCCAUUGGGCUGUCCAAUGCAUUUCUUGUUCUGCUGUCGUUUGAUUGUGAUUCCCCAGUUCCAAAUACUAUCCCCCACCACGGCGGUGUAUACUCCCAUUAGAAUGAACACAACUCAGCCCCACCAUUUCCAUAGCAAACCAGAAACAAUGCCGCAGACAGAGGGUCCAAUUGCCAACACCAAUGGAAACACAAUCCAUUCAGAGUGA